CUUAGCCUGAUAGGGUACGAGUUGCAUGCUGACCAGCUUUGCAAUCAGCGCUAUUCUUCUUGAGGAAAAUAGCAUGGGUGAGGUGCUGACAGGCGGGGACGUAUUCAUUACGCGCCUUUUUGGGUUGGGGAAUUAUGCUGGCAACCUCUGAAAAAGCAACGCCAUACAGCAAGCGAUGAUGACGAGGCAUAAAGAAGCUAGAUUGGCUCGUCCACCAGAGUCUAACCGUAAAGGUUCCAAUGCUGCCCCUUUAGUGACAGUUACGCCACGGAACUCAGCAGCGGAGCCCCAGCCUUUCGAAUGGAUACCAGUACAAGGCGAUCCGACUGCACGGAGACGUGCUCGAGCUCAUAUUUCGAGGGGCUUCAGACGGAGGAAGGCGCAGGAAGAAGCACAGGCGCAACAAGUGAGCAAAGAGAUUGCCGGGUCUACAAGCAGCUCAAGUCCAGGAUCUCAGUCAGAGAAAGCACAAUCCCCAGCCACCUCGGCAGAAGGUUCCCCACCAAAUAAUGAGGUGGAUGUCAGGCCUGCUCAGACGGUGAUUGAACACUUGAUUCUCAAGAGGACGCUGGGGUCUGGCGGUGGGAGCCGAGGAGAUGAUCCCUUCCAAUGUUUCCCCGUAAAACUCUCUCGCCGUGACCAGGCUAUUUUGGAUCAUUAUCUCUUCGUUUAUGCACCUGGAAGCCUCACGACCGAGUCUCGCGCCAGCUUUCAAGGCAUCAAGAACUUCAGCUUUGAUUCUGCUCUUCAGCACCCCUCGGCAUUUCAUGUCGUACUCGCUCUAGGAGCCAGUCACAUUGCAAUUAUGAGCGGGAAGCAAGAUUCGGAAGAAUCUGUUAAACAUCGCUGGAUGGCUGUGAAAACUGUGAACGAGAGACUCUCAAAACGAGCAGCCGCGUCUGAUGAUUCCAACAUUGCCUCAGUGGCUCUGCUUGCAGGAUUAGAGCUCAUGUUCGGAUGUCCCGGGAAUUACAAUAUACACAUGGACGGACUUACGGCAAUGCUUGAGCUUCGGGGAGGCGUUGAUGCGUUCCGAAAAUCGAAGCCGGGGCUAUACGCAACGAUAUCUUGGCAAUUUCUUCUACAUCCGCCGCUCCGCAAACUCCCACUGACUAUAUUCCAGGCUUGAUAUGGUUGCGGCCUGUAAUCUUUACUCUCAACGCCGAUUCAGUCGCCCCAAACCUCCGGAUGUGUCUUCAAAGCAAGUACCAGAGGAUAAAGUUCCAAAAUCUGCCCCUCGUCUUCCACCAGGGUACGAUAUGACCCAAGUGCUCCCGGAUCUUUUCAAGCGACUAGGAAAUGUGACUUCGGUCAUUAAAGGCGACAGCUCCACGAGUGAAGAGCGCUUAGAAAGCUCAACCUUUAUCAGCGAAACGGAUGCCAAAGUUUUCGCAUUAAGAUGCCUACCCGAC
Messenger RNA from Hyaloscypha bicolor E, 1412 nucleotides. RefSeq lists its product as uncharacterized. The transcript is spliced from 5 exons. Bases 176 to 1129 code for a protein of 317 amino acids. The record is from RefSeq and is a predicted model, not a curated record. NCBI's taxonomy places the organism in Eukaryota, Fungi, Ascomycota, Leotiomycetes, Helotiales, Hyaloscyphaceae.